AUGGGCCCCCGCCCAGCUUCCGCUGGACCAACUCGGCGUCACAGCAGUGCAAGUGCAUCCCAAGCUGUACCAAGAUCAGGCCAGGGCAGCGAAGAAAGGAGGACACAACUUCUUCCGUUUGGCCAAUCUGCGAGGCUUCAGGGCUCCAGAGAGACUGCGAGACCGGCACCGACACCUGCGUCUUUGGCACCAACAGCUUUGCUGGACCAGCUUCGCACGGCAUUAGCCUCAGAGAAGCGAUCGAGGAUCGAAGCAGAGCAGGCCGUGAAAAGCGAGAUGCAGGUGCAGUUAGAAGCUUUGCAACUGCAGUUUCGGAACGAGCUGGAAGAGACCAACGCUCUUUGGCAUGCCAAGCUGACUAUGGAGCAAAGAGAGCAAGAAGCUUGCAUUGAAGGCUGGAUGGCGGAGGCCGAUCGGAACAAAGCUGAGGUUCGUCUCGCAAAGCAUCUUGAGGCAGAGGCCCAUGCUGCAAGCUGUGCGAACGAGGACACCAUCAGAGACCUGCAGGAGCAACUGCUGAAGAGCGAGGCUGAGAUUCAAAGCGUGCGUGUGGAGGCCCGGUCUGCGAUGGAAUCCAGCAGAGCAUGCGCGCAUCUAGAGGCACUAGUUGCACGAGGCCAACGACACGAGAGAGAUGCUGCCGAGCUGCGUGUUACCGUUGGAGUUCUCCGCGAGCGUUUGUCAAGACAGGAGCAGGCCAUGGUACGCCUUCGCAGAGAGAGCUCCCUGGGGGUGUCAGAGGACAGCGGAGCCCACGGUGCACUGGCACGGCCUCCUGUUCCUGCGCCCUUCGCGCAAGGACGCCAAGGUGGUGCUCUUCGAGGCCUCGCCAAGGGCAUCGGAUCCGGAUAUGCAUCGAAAGCAGCACCUUUGACCCCAUUGUCGGAGGAUGGACCUGUGGUGCCUCCUUACACACCCAGCGAGGAGAGUUCGAUGCACCCUGUCCUGAGCGCAAGUCGGAACUCUCUUUGGUCCGAGGCAUCGUCAAUGCCGGAUGCUUUCAGCGCUGCAAGGCGCGUUGAAGAAGGCAACCAGGAAGUGCUUGGCUCUUCAACGGGUUCACUGUUGACGUCAGUCGAUGGAUUCGCCAUGGUGCGCGACGCGGGCCUGCAGCGGGACUACAGCGCAUCUGAGCUUACGGAGGUCUCCGUUCUGGAUGCCUUUGCCGUGGUGAGGGGCUUGAGCUCUGCAGAGAAAGAGCAGUGA
This is a messenger RNA of Symbiodinium necroappetens, 1206 nucleotides long. NCBI's taxonomy places the organism in Eukaryota, Dinophyceae, Suessiales, Symbiodiniaceae. The record is from the annotation of a GenBank genome assembly.